Messenger RNA from Durio zibethinus, 2521 nucleotides. RefSeq names its product carboxyl-terminal-processing peptidase 3, chloroplastic-like. Gene Ontology annotation, biological process: proteolysis. The record is from RefSeq and is a predicted model, not a curated record. Gene Ontology annotation, molecular function: endopeptidase activity; serine-type peptidase activity; protein binding. Lineage: Eukaryota; Viridiplantae; Streptophyta; Magnoliopsida; Malvales; Malvaceae.
CACACGAAACCUCAAUAAGAUUCAUGUGGUCCCGUCUCCAGCAGAAUCCCGCCACCGCCAGUAAAAGUAACGGGCAACAACAAAACCCACAUCGAAAAAAUAUUCCUUCUUCUUAUUUCCUUCAUUCUAGUCGCUGAAACGAACAAAUGGAGCCUCUCAGCGCAAACUUUGAACUCCUAAAUGCCUCAAGACCCACUUCGAUUCCACUCUUUUCACGGCGAUUUUCGUGGCUAAAUCGUGGCAUUAGCAAAAAAUCGAGUGUGUCGUUGUCCUGUGGUUCAUAUAAUCAUAACCAUAAUCAUCAUCAAGCGGUUAAAACAGAGGGUCCUAGACAACAAUCCAGCGGUCAUGAUUUGGUCCAGUCAAUAACGAAAGGGUUCCUUGGUUUUGCUGCAGCAGCCACGGCUCUGGCCUCUGUUUGUGCUGAUUCUCCAGCUUUUGCUGAGUCUCUGACCGUCGCUUUUCCAGCUUCCCGCGCUCAAGAGGUGAAUACAGUGCAAAGAACUCUUGUGGAAGCCUGGGGGUUGAUAAGAGAAACAUUUGUUGACCCAACAUUUAAUCAUCAAGACUGGGAUUUGAAGUUGCAGCAGACGAUGGUGGAAAUGUUUCCCUUGAACUCGGCUGAUGCAGCAUAUGGUAAAAUAAGAGGAAUGCUUUCAACUCUUGGCGAUCCCUUCACUCGGAUUAUCAGUCCGAAGGAGUACCAAAGUUUUAGAAUUGGAAGUGACGGGAAUUUACAAGGAGUUGGUCUAUUCAUAAAUGUUGAACCAAAAACUGGUCAUUUGGUUGUUUUGUCUUGUCUAGAGGGUACCCCAGCUGCUCGUGCUGGUAUACAUGAGGGGGAUGAGUUGAUUGAGAUUAAUGGGCAGAGACUUGAUGGUGUUGACGGUGAAGCAGCAGCCCAGAUGCUUAGAGGCCAAGCUGGAACAUCGGUUACUGUAAAGCUCCACACAGGAAAUGAUUCAGGACGUGGUUCAAGUACCAAAGAGGUCAAACUACCUCGUGAAUUAAUUAGGCUUUCAUCAAUAUCCAGUACUGUCAUCCCUCAUAGAACCCCAGAUGGCCGCCUAACAAAGACUGGUUAUGUGAAGCUGUCAACAUUCUCACAGACUGCUGCUACUGAUAUGGAGAAUACAAUUCAGGAAAUGGAAAACCAGGGUGUACAGUCAUACAUACUGGAUUUGCGGAACAACCCUGGAGGUCUAGUGAAAGCUGGGCUUGAUGUUGCCAAGAUAUGGCUAGAUGGGACUGAGACUCUUGUGAACACAGUUGAUCGUGAUGGGCAUAUGUCACCCAUCAACAUGAUCAAUGGCCAUGCUGUUACGCAUGAUCCUCUUGUUGUUCUUGUGAAUGAGGGAAGUGCAAGUGCCAGUGAGAUUUUGGCAGGUGCACUACAUGACAAUGGUCGAGCUAUCCUUGUGGGUCACAAAACAUUUGGCAAAGGGAAGAUUCAGAGUGUGACAGAGCUACAUGAUGGAUUUGCUCUUUUUAUAACAGUUGCAAAGUAUCUAUCACCUGCUCUUCAUGACAUAGAUCAGGUUGGCAUAAUACCAGAUGUACAAUGCACAACUGACAUGCUCAAUUCAUCACCCAAGGAAACAUUGAUGAAGGAUAAAAGCUCAGUUUUGUUGCUGGAAGCUGAUUCUUGCAUCAUGGUAGCAGAGCAUGAGUUGGACAUUCAAGAGUCCAAAGGGACAGUUUCUUGAAAUGUACAGUUCUGUAGGAAUCAAACCUUUAUAUCUUAGAAACAAGGUGUAUAAAUCCAAAGGAAGAAUAUAAACUUUAUGCGGUAGUCAACUAUCAACUUGUACAUCUAAUUAUAACCUGUAUAUCAUUAGGACUAAGCAUUGCACCGCUCCUGCCACCUGCAUGAGCCAAUCGCAUAUGCAGGAGAAAGCAACAAACCUGUGCAACUGAUUUGUAUGAAAGAAUCAAAAAAGCCCUAUGCAUUUAUUCAUUGUUCUUUGUUUUUGACUUGCAACAAGUUCUGUCAAUUCCACAUUGGGGUGUGUUUGGAAUGUUGGAGAAUUAUUGAUAGGUUGUGAUAAAUUGUGAUAAAUAGUGGAAGAGAGUGAUUCUUAAGGCGUUGCACAUGCCCUUGCUGGAAUAUCAGCAGGGGCCCUGAUUUUGACUGAAACAUUAGGAAAGGACAUCUAGCUGCACCUUUGAUAGAUACUAUACACCUUACUUUCAGGAGAAAUGCACGCUACCAAUGAAAUAAUUGUUUCCCUCAGAAUUUCUCUAGGUAGAUUUGUUCUAAUUAGUCAUGGCAAAAGUCAUAUUAUCAAACUGGAAUCCUAUUCCACAACUUGCUCCAUCAAUACUUCCUGCCAAGCUUGUGGAUGCUAUUAUUUGUUAUUCCUCUCACCUUUUGCAGAAGAGAAUAGAUGGUUGGGUCACUCUUACUAUUUAUCAUGGUUGAAAAUAAAGCAUGAACUUACUAUAAACGUAUCGCGGUUAGCUGCAUGAGACAGCAUAAAUUUCAAGCACCUUGCAACCCAGAGGCAGAGAAACAGAUCAA